AUGUCGGCUCAUAUCAACAAUCCCGGUCGGCUAAGUGAUUGUUACGAUCCCCAGGUCACAGGGGCCAAAGUCACCUCCGCGUCCCCACCUAGGCCACCUGUUCCCAAGGCCCCGAUAGAACUUUCGAAAACAGCUGAACUGGAUCCCGUUCUGGCGCUUCUUCAGUCUGAUGUCUCCCAGCUGGACGAAUUUCGCAACAGCUUAAGGGAGAAAAGUAUUAGAAGUCAAAAGACUUUGAGCAUCUGUCCCUCCACAAAUGAUCGUGGGCAAAAACCGUCUCUAAAUCCCAAUCAUGAAGUUUCGUCUACGGAGCUUCAGGCUUCUUCCCUUGAGGCCCCUGCAUGUCCCUCAACGAUAAGGCAGGAAGAUGUGAUUGAUGCCCAGCGUGACCUCAACUCCCAAAUCCAUGACCUAAUUGACCUUGAGUUCAGUUCAACAGCGAAAAAGCCUGGUGGAGUUAAAAAGUCUGCUACAAGCACUACCGACGGAUGCUUAAAAGAACUUCCCUAUAAGGAAAGCCCACAAGACGACGGAAAUACCUCGCGUCUCCGAGAACGCCAACAUCAGUUCCGAUGGUCUGAGCGCUAUCAACGACCCAGUACUUUUAAUUUAGUAAGAUCGCCACCCUCUUCUCAAUCUCAAACCCUGAAAUCCACAGAAGUUAAGGAGAACGAUAUUAUUCCCUUGGUAAAUGGAGCUACGAAGCCCAAGGACAUGCAAAAGUACCAGCCAAGUUCAUCAGCCAGGGUCAUUAGUAUGUUCGUCCCCCAGCUGAAGGAUGUCAUUCCCUUCUGGGUGUUCUCUGCAAGGCAGCUGAAUGUAUUGCGAAGAAUGGCACAGACACAAAUCACUCUAACGCAUGAACGUGUCUGUCCAUCCAAUCGACUAAUCAGGUGGCGAAUCGGACGGACUAAAUGUACGUCAGCACCAACAGCAGCAAUAUCCACUUCUGGAGACUAUAUAGAUGCAACUCACUCCCCCGGUACCAUCCUCAUGAACCAACAGACUGACCUCGUCUCCGGGGCUCCUAAGACACUAUCGACAAACUCAGCGGUGACAAAUGAAACAGAGGAUUCACUUACCCCUUUAAAAUCACCUGAUUCUACUUCACACGGUUCCACAUUUUGGCCUGAGAUGGGUGACACGAACUCCAUAAGUAGCGAUGCUGUCCAAGGGAACGCUUAUGGGGCAAGCAGAACCUUCGUCGGACCCCUAUUUGGUCAAUCAUUGACAUUCUGGCAGCGCCGUGUUGGGUACCCUUUCCCUCCCUGUAUCUCAAAUAUGCUCGCCUACUUACAGCAAGUGGCACACGUCGCGCACGGCAUCUUCCGCAGAGCUGGCGGGAAAUUGAGGGUCCAGGCCCUCAGGGAACGCAUUGAAAAGGACAUAUACUGGAAUACGUUUGAUGAAUGGCAACCAUACGACGUGGCUGAUCUCUUAAAGCAAUUCUUCCGCGAGCUGCCAGAAUGUCUACUGACAAAUAAGCUAUCCACAACUCUUAUAAAUAUCUUUCACCACGCACCACAGGCCUGCACUAUUGACCUUCUCAGAUUAGCAAUGAUCAGUCUUCCCGACGAAAACCGAAUUGCUUUACAAAGUUUGCUUUACUUCCUCCAUGCUCUCGCCAAUCGAAGUUCUUUAACUCAGAUGAGUGCAUUGAAUUUGGCCAUUUGCUUGGCUCCCUCGCUCUUCCGUUUCUCCAGUCUCCUUUCGACAUCAAGUCCUGUGGCACCCUUGCUGUCUAACCUCGGUUCUCGGCGGCGUCGAAAGUUAGAUCCUCUAGGCGGCCUCGACCCCAAGGACUUGGCUGAACAGACAGCCGCCCAACAGUGUCUCUGUUUUCUCAUUACCAAUGCACCUCAUCUUUUUGUGGUGACAGAGGACAUCGUUCUGAAGACACGAGUCGACAGCGAAUCACUCGAGACACCGCAGCUAUCGGACAUCUUGUGUCCCCACGGCAACGCUAGAACCUGGCUGAAGCAACAGGUGGAGGAACUGCUUCGGGAGUGUGGGAGUUCCAUCGGAGACGCCAACGGCAUGAGUGUCGGUGGAAAGAACACAUCCACUAAGCACAACUGGAGCACCCUUCCCAAAGAGGUCCUCAGGGCAUAUAGUACAGAUUCCGGAGAAGGUGAGUCGCUUGCGGGUUUCGAAAUUUUCGUACGGAAACCCACAAAGACGAGCAACCAGCACUCAGAACCCGGUGCACCAUCGCUUCAGGUCCCACGAACGUGGCGUUGUACCCUCCUUUUCCCCGUCGCUGACCCUCAGCUUAUUGCUACUAAAUUUUGGAAUGAGCGUCAUGCCAAGUACUUGGCUCCUUAA
This is a messenger RNA of Mesocestoides corti, 2325 nucleotides long. The record is from the annotation of a GenBank genome assembly. NCBI's taxonomy places the organism in Eukaryota, Metazoa, Platyhelminthes, Cestoda, Cyclophyllidea, Mesocestoididae.